GAUUCUAUUUGGGGACUUUUUCUCCAGAAAAUUCUCCAGAAAACACGCGACCGAGUCCAACGAACUUCUUCAGUCGCUUUCUAACUGUCUUCCAAAGCAGUGCAUUAUCCAUUUAGAUUUCGCAAAAUUUGACAAGGUGUCGUUUAACCGAACGGACGGACGAAAUAUUCGCUCAUUUAUAUUGACGCCAUGACCAUGACCUUCCACUGUGGUGUUAACAUCCCUCCGACCGCCGACUUUCCCACCAGGGUGGACCCCACCGCCGACUUCUCCGCCGAAAAGCUGUUGACUGAUUUUGAUCCCAAACCCUGGACGGAUAUGAACGUCAGUUCCUCCGAGAUUAAUUGGAUCCUGCAAACUUCUGAUUAUGAAAAGGAUCCGGAAAUGGUGCAAAUGGCUCCCUUUCAACCGUACGCUCCUCCCACGUCCCCCAUCACCCCACCCGCGACACCUGAACCCCUCCUUUCUUCUCCCCCUUCUGCACAUGAAAUCACGAUGACCGCGUUGAAGAGUUGUGUGAACGCGCGACUAAAUCCAACUGUCCCCAAGGUUCAAGCAUCCCAGGCCUUCAUUCGCCCGGUACCUCAAGUGCCAUCCAUAAUUCGGCAGGAUUCUGGAGUCAUGCGCCCAGUGUCUAUUGGCUUUUCUGGAUUUAUCGUACAGGACAACUCCAGAACAAAUAUCAGAGAGCAGCCGCUCCCACAAUACGACGAACAGGGGCGCAGAUUUAUGUCCAUUACCUACACAAAACCUAAAUACCAUAAAUAGUAUGUAUAUGUAUGUAUUACUUUUAAAAAAUACAUACAAUAUAAUAAUACAUACAUACAUACACUAUGCAUAUAUGUACAUACCAAUACAUUAAAAACACAACAUUAUUUUUACUUCACUUUAUUAUUUUUACUUAUAUAAAUUUCAAAUUUAAAAAAAUAUCAGAUACGGACAAUUUUGUACGGCUCUGGUCGUCCAUCGUUUUAAAGGAUUUUUUAAUGAAUGAUACAUAAAAAUGUUCUAAGUAUUUACUCUGCGAAUACACUUUAUACUCUAGUGAAUAAAAUUUCUAAUAAUAAAA
Folsomia candida is the source of this 1069-nucleotide messenger RNA. RefSeq lists its product as uncharacterized. Bases 190 to 768 code for a protein of 192 amino acids. The transcript has 4 exons. The record is from RefSeq and is a predicted model, not a curated record. Lineage: Eukaryota; Metazoa; Arthropoda; Collembola; Entomobryomorpha; Isotomidae.